Messenger RNA from Aureobasidium melanogenum CBS 110374, 2160 nucleotides. RefSeq lists its product as uncharacterized. Gene Ontology annotation, cellular component: membrane; microtubule; cytoplasm. Lineage: Eukaryota; Fungi; Ascomycota; Dothideomycetes; Dothideales; Saccotheciaceae. Gene Ontology annotation, molecular function: GTPase activity; microtubule binding; GTP binding. The coding region runs from base 1 to 2160 and encodes 719 amino acids. The record is from RefSeq and is a predicted model, not a curated record. The transcript has 2 exons.
AUGGAGGAAAUCUCCAAAUUGGAGAAACUUCAGAACGAAGACAUGCGCAUUGUACUCGAUGCCGUGGAUAAUCUACGUGCAGUGGGUGUCAACAACAUUAUCCCUCUCCCACAGAUCGUCGCAUGCGGUGAUCAAUCGACCGGCAAGAGCUCUCUCCUGGAAGCGUUGACCGGUAUUCCUUUCCCUCGAGACACUGGCCUUUGCACCCGCUUCGCCACUCAGUUCAUCCUUCGGCGCGCCGACAAAGUCUCCAUCUCUGUCACCAUCAUCCCCGGUCCAACCCGAGUCGACAAGGAUGAACGUCAGCAUCUUGAGAAUUUCGGAAAGGGCAAGACCUUCGACCCCACCAAAUUGGGCGAGCUCAUCGAGGAAGCUACGCAAGUCAUGGGCCUUCCUCCUCUGACAGGAAAAAAACCCAAGGUCGUCUGCGCUUUCUCUCACGAUGUGCUCAGUAUCGCCAUAUCUGGUCCCGAUCGUCCUUCACUCACUCUGGUCGACACUCCUGGCUUGAUCAAAUCGAGCGGCAAAUAUCAAUCCUUGGAAGACAUCAAGACUAUUGAGGCUCUGGUCAAGUCUUACAUCGACCAAGACAGCACAAUCUUGCUUGCUGUGCUGUCGACCACCUACCAACACGAGCUUCAACAGAUACCUUCUAUGAUCACAAAAGCUGCACCACGCACACUUGGCAUUAUUACCAAGCCAGAUGGUCCUGGAGCCGAUACCGCACUUGAAACUGAGUAUAUCGAGUUGGCACAGAAUCAAGUCCUGCCCCUCGGCCAUGGCUGGCAUGUGGUCAGGAACAGAUCGGAGAAGGAGAUGAGUUUCGACAUGAAACAACGUGACCAGUCUGAGAGAGACUUCUUUGCUGGAAGUAAUUGGACAAGUAAACUGAAACCCGCUCAGCUUGGUGUUCCUACUCUGAACGAUCGACUUGCCAAACUGCUCUACCAACAUGUACAAGCCGCCAUUCCUAGCCUGCAGAUCAAUCUCAAGGAGAAACUCCAAGAGGUCCAAAUCAAACUCGACAAGCUUGGUCCAGGUAGAGGCACGAUUCAGGAGCAUCGUGGUCUUCUAGUUGAGAUUGCUUCGCACUUUCAGCGUCUUGCUGAAGUGGCCAUUGAUGGCAACUACAAGAAAGACCCAUUCUUUGGAUUGCCUUCUAUCAAAGUCUCGACAGAUGUCGUCACUGGAGAACGUCGCCUGCAUACACUCGUGCAGGAUGCUCACAGACAAUUUUCGCAUGCCAUUCGUCGCCACGGAUCCAAGUACGAAUUCACCGAAACACCUGCUGAGUGGGACGCGGCUGGUAGCAGCAAUGACUUGCUUGGUCUCUCGGACACCGUGCUGCGCUCCCCUUACAAUGGCUUUGCAUCGGACCAGAAGAAGACAACUUAUGCCACCUAUCUCAAGUAUGUACAGGAAACAGAGAAGUACUACCGUGGCGCUCAGCUCUCUGGCAUGUUCAAUCCCGACAUUGUGGACGAGCUGUUCCACGAGCACUCUUCUCGCUGGUCAGACCUCGCGAAAGCCCACAUUGAAAAUGUGAACAGUCAGUGCAAAAACUUCAUCAAGAAGCUUCUUUCUCAAAUUGCCCCACGAGACAUCGCCGCCAGAUUGGGAGCGCGAGUCCGUCCUAUCCUUCAACAUCGCGAAGAGGAGGCUUUGAAAGUGCUAGACAAGUUCCUACAAGUCGAGCGCGGUGUUCUUAUGACCUACGACCCUGAUUUCACAUUCACCGUCGAGCAAAUCCGAAAGGAACGCCUGAAGCGCAAAUCAGUCGAGGGUACCAGGCCAUCUACUACAAGUCCUGUCAUCGGAGAAUCACCAUCACGAUCCAAGAUGGCUCGUACCGACACCAAGAACCAGAUCAGCACGGACGGUAUUGCUGCAGAAGACGCUUUCUCCGUUAGUUGGGUCUACUGCCGCAACCAGCGCGAACACUUCGUCGCCUACUUGACCAAGCACGUCAUCGAGCCAUACAUGAUCGAGGGACUUGACAAGAUCAUUUCACCGAAGGACUUCGGAAGCAUGACUGAUGAGGAGGCACGCUUGCUGGCUACCGAGGCUGAGGAGUUGAUCGAAGAGCGAAAAGGUCUUCUACGCGAGAAGGAGAUCCUUGAGAAAGGAAAGACCGACUUCGACGCUGCUCUGAAGAAGUAG